This is a messenger RNA of Scomber japonicus (chub mackerel), 3242 nucleotides long. It is a transcript of the gene hmmr, whose product is annotated as hyaluronan-mediated motility receptor (RHAMM). The coding region runs from base 75 to 3197 and encodes 1040 amino acids. NCBI's taxonomy places the organism in Eukaryota, Metazoa, Chordata, Actinopteri, Scombriformes, Scombridae. Gene Ontology annotation, molecular function: hyaluronic acid binding. The transcript is spliced from 20 exons. The record is from RefSeq and is a predicted model, not a curated record. Gene Ontology annotation, cellular component: membrane.
UGUCAAACAAGGCAGCUGCACUGCAGCUUAGUAUUUACGGCUGAAUUUUAACAGUAAAAGUCACUGGUUCGGAAAUGUCUUUUUCGAGAGCUCCUUUGAAGCGGUUCAACGAGAAUGUUGGUUGUGCCCCUCCACCCGGCCUCUAUGAGAUUAAACCCGGUGAGUUGAAGGGAGCUGCGUCCUUCGACAAAUCUGAUCGGUUCAGACCUAUUAAAGCAGGUGCUGCGGCCCCUAUGCCACCUCCAUCGCCCUCCAGGGGUGUGCCUAUGUCACCUUUCCGCAGGACAAUGUCAGUUGAUGGUCUUGUUGAGGGCUCAAGUACAAAGAAAGAGAAGAAUGGCAUGACCAUUGAAACAAAGCAGCGGAAGCUCUUGGAGAGUGAGAUCCGGUCCCUCGUUCAGCAGCGAGGGGAGCAGGACCAUCGCUUGCAGGUCCUUGGAGAGGAACUAAAAAAAGUGGAGGCUAAGUUGCUGGCUGCAGUCAGAGAGAAGACAGGCCUCGCUGCCAAUGCUACCACCCUUGAGAGGGAACGAGCUGAGCUCAAGAAAGUCAAUGAGUUCUUAAAGAAUAAGGUUUCUGCUGACAAAACAAAGAAGAGGAUAAAUUCCCUCACAAUGGAACUAAUGGAGUCAAGGACCAAUUUGGAUAGUAAAAACAAGGAAUUAAGCGUUCUGCAGGUAAACACCGAAGGCAAACUGAAGGUACUAGAAACAGAUCUCCGUGCUGCCAGGGAUACCGUUAAGGCUCUAAAGGAAAGAAAUAAAGACUUGGAGGACAUCCAUCAAGUCACAAAAACCCAGAAUGAAGAGUUGGAGAAUGAGAAUGCUAGGUUGCAUGGUUUGAUACAAGAACUGAGGGAAGAAGUCAGAGUCUUGCAGGGAUACCUGGACACUGCCAAUGACCAGAUCCAGGAUCUCCGCUUGAAGCUCCAAGAGAAGACACAUGAGAACACUGUUGCAGGCUCUCAAUUGGAGAAAAUAAAGCAACUAGAGAUUGAACUAGAGCAAUGCACUACUGGGCUUGAAACCACCCAAGAUGUGCUGAGACAAAAAGAAGAGGAGGCACUGAAAUACCAGCAUGAGCUUCAGGCUUCAAAGGAAGCUUUACUGGAAGUGGAGAAGCAGUUGGAGAACCAAGAGCUGGAGCUUACAUCUUCACACAAGUCAUUGAGUGAUUUGGAGGCGCAGAUAAAAAUGGCCAACGAGGAGGUUCAAGACUCUCAUACAACAGUUCAUCAGCAAGAGGCAGAGCUUACUCGACUACGGGAGGUGCUCAGGAGGACGGAGAAGGAGCUGGAUGAGAGAGUAGCACAUCUUGAACAGAGGUGUCUGUUUUCUGAGGAGGAAAGAAGCAAGACUCAGGAGCAGGGGCUGAGGAGAGUGGAGGAGUUAAAGACAGAGCUCCACUCACUAAGAGAGGCACAAAGAGAUGAGAAAAAGAGACAGAUUCAGCUCCAGAAAGAAAAUACCACUCUUACUGAGGAACUAACAAAAGAAAAGGCACUUGUAGACUCCCUGUCUGUGCUGCUGAACCAGGAGAGGGAGGAGUCUGAUGAACAAUUUAGACAGCUGAAAGAGGAGAUGGAGGAGGUGCUUGGAGAACUGGCUAUUUUAGAAGAACAGGAGCAGAGUAAGCAGGAAGUGGCGGAGAUGAGUCAGGAGACUCAGAGGCUUCAGGAGGAAAACAGCCUGCUGGAGAGACAGCUAAGUGAUGCCAGAGCACAUUUAGACAGUAAGAGCAAUGAUGUCUCUGCUGUGAAAGAAGAACAUUUGGCUGCUAUGAGAAAACUACAAGACGCACACGCAGACUCACUGAGCAAAAUGGCAGACACUGUCAAAGAGCUGGAGAGCACCAAAGAGGCUCUGAGGGGAGCAGCGGAAAGACAGAAAAACCUGGAAGCGGAGGUGGAGAGAGUUACCCAGCAGAUGAAGGAGGAGAUGGACAAAGUGAUUCGACAGAAGGAGGAGGAGAUCAAGGGAAUGAGGAAGGGGUUAGAGGAGCACCAGGAGCACCAACAGAAAUCCAGGGAGGAGAAUGCAAGACUGUUGCUAGAGGUGCAGACUUGCCUUGCACAAAAAGAUGAGGUGAUGAAGGCCACAGAGAUGAGCCACACUGCCCUGAUCAGUCAGCUACAGCAGGAGCUACAGCUGCAGACAAAAGAAAAGGAAGAGGCACUGGAGCAAAUAAAGGAACAGGGAGGCCAGCGAGCUACUGAGCUCCAAAACGAGAGGGAAAAAGCCCAGAAACUGCUUGAGGAGGUCAGCCACGAAAAAGAAGAAAUAAAGGAACUACUCCUACAAGAAAAAGAAGAGAAAGUUCAAUUUCAGACAACCCUCCAGGAGGUAAGGGGAGCAUUGGAGGUUGAAAGGAAAGACCACCAGCAGGUCAGGUCAGAGGUGCUCACUCUACAGACUGAGCUCGAGAGGGUAGACAAGGAAAGGAAGAGUCUUCUAUCUCAAGUAGAACUCAAAGACCAGUCGAGGCUUGCACUCGAAAAUCAACUCUACAUGGCCGAGCAAGACAGAAAUCAGCUUCAGUCUCGCCUGGAUGAAGUCGAGCAUGGAGGUGCAAACUUUCAAGCCCAAUUAGACCUUGCGGAGGAGAAGACGCAGGCGCUGCAGUGUGAGCUGGAAGAACAAAGACGAGACACACGAGCUCUGCAGAAGCAGAUGGAGUUACUGACUCAAGAAAAGGUGACACUGCAGUGGGAGAUGGAGGAGCAACAACAAGAACUCCAAAGACAAAUAACUGAAGCACAGGAGAAGAGCUCCCCAAGUUCAGAGACAGAACACUGGAAGAGACAAUAUGAGGAGCUGUUUGCUAAAGUCAGACCCUUCCAGGAACAGCUUAAUGCGUUUGCUGCAGAACGAGGUGCUCUACUCAAUGAAAAUGGAGCAAACCAGGAGGAGUUAAACAAGUUGGCCAACGCUUACGCUAGUCUGCUGGGUCACCAGAACCAGAAGCAGAAAAUCAAACAUGUCAUAAAGCUGAAAGAUGAGAACAUCUCGCUGAAACAGGAGGUGACUAAGCUUCGCACCCAGGUGAGCCGGCAGAAGAGUGAUCUGGAGCAGCUGAAGUCAAAGCUCCCCGGUAUUCCUCACCGCAGGUUUGAUCCCAGCAAAGCUUUCCAACACGACAAGGAGAACAGGCAAAGUGAGACAACUGCACCUCUUAAAGAAGGAAACCAUACUCAGUAAUGGAGCUAUUACACAAGAACUGACAACUAGCGGGCUAAUUUCAUU